GGCGCGCGUCUGGCUGUAGUCCAAACAAUAUCUCCGUCGGUAGUAGUAGCAGUUAUAAUAUUAGUAGAAUUCGUAUCGUCAUCAUUACCGGAUACACGAUCCAACGCUACGCGCGAACAUCGAUUGCAGCGCUUAGUGUGGAACAAGUGGCAGUACGAUACCGUCGUCACUACUCGUCACUGCUCGUCACUGUUCGUCACUACUCGUCACGGUGCAUUAUUCGUCGUGCUACUCACGGCAAGAUGUGUUACUAUACCACGGUGCGCAAUGUGUCUUUCCGGACGAAUGGUGCCCGUGUUUAAAACAGAGAUUAUGACGUGGCGCGGUUUAACCGAGCCAACGGAAGGGCACAGACGUAGGUACGGAUGAAGCACAAGAAGGGUAACCUGGACGAGGAGGAGGAGGAAGAAGACGAAGAAGGAGAAGGAGAGGAAGAAGACGAAAUCGAAGACGACGAGAAGCAGGAACAACAAGAAUACAAACGGGACAAAGGAGGAAGAAGAAGAAGAGGUUCGCGUGGAAAGAGAAGCGAGAGAUCGUUACGUUUAGUCGACGUGUCGGUGUGAUCAUCGGCUGGUACAUUUGAUGCUAAGUGAAAAGAGGUUCGAAGACGUCUUAACACUGGCGGACGGGGAACGUAAUGGGAGCGCCGUGGUCACGGGCCCGGUGCUAUCGUCGUCGUCGUCGUGCACGGUGCCCUACAUCGGCACCGACCAGGGUUUCGUGUUCGAGGGUGGCGGCACGACGACGUUGCAGCGGGCUGGUGCAGCCGGUGCGUCGAUCGCUAGCUGCACCGGUAGCGGAGGAGGAGCCCUUGGAGGAGUCGGUAUCGUUGGGUCAGUAGGAAGCGGUGGAGUAAACGUGGUAGUAGGGUCAGGGAUUAGUAUGGGCGGAGGAGUGACGGGAGGAGGGAUUGCUGUUGUCGGAGGAGGAAAAACUGGUGGAGGAGGUGGUGGAAUGAACAAGGAGGUUCGGUAUGCUCCGUUUUCGUCGUCCGUAGGACCGACCGGUUCGGUGGCGCCGGUCAACCUGCCACCGCUGCCUCUACCGCCGCCUCCGCCACCGCCGCCGCCGCCGCCGCCGCCACCGCCGCCGCCCCUGCCGCUGCAGAUGCAGCAGCAGCGUGCCUACUCGAGGUCGAUGACGUCCCUACCGCCUGAGCCGUUUAUGAUCAUGAGGUCGAAGGCCCUUAACCGACGGGUCUCGAUCAACGUCGGUGGGGUUAAACAUGAGGUGCUAUGGCGUACCCUCGAGAGGCUGCCUCACACGCGUCUAGGCCGGCUGAAGGAUUGCAACACCCACGAGGCGAUCACCGAACUUUGCGAUGAUUAUUCCCUUAUCGACAACGAGUAUUUCUUCGAUCGCCAUCCCAAGUCCUUUAGUUCCAUCUUAAAUUUCUAUCGUACCGGCAAGCUGCAUCUCGUCGACGAGAUGUGCGUAUUGGCGUUCAGUGACGAUCUCGAGUAUUGGGGCGUCGACGAGCUCUAUCUCGAGAGUUGUUGCCAACACAAGUACCACCAGAGGAAGGAGCACGUGCACGAGGAGAUGAGAAAAGAGGCAGAGUCGCUAAGGCAAAGGGAAGAGGAAGAAUUCGGUGAAGGACAGUGCGCGCAGUAUCAGAAGUGGCUGUGGGAUCUAUUGGAGAAACCGACCACGUCCAUCGCUGCAAGGGUGAUAGCUGUGAUAUCAAUACUCUUUAUUGUGCUUUCGACGAUCGCACUAACUCUCAACACCAUUCCUAGUAUGCAAGUGAAUGAUGAGAAGGGGAACUUUCAAGACAAUCCGCAGCUCGCCAUGGUGGAGGCUGUGUGCAUCACAUGGUUUACCCUCGAGUACAUGCUUAGGUUCAGUGCCUCGCCGGACAAGUGGAAGUUCUUCAAGGGUGGUCUAAAUGUGAUCGACCUGUUGGCAAUACUGCCGUACUACGUAUCUCUGUUCCUGGUCGAGACGAACAAGAACGCGACCGACCAGUUCCAGGACGUGCGCAGGGUAGUGCAAAUCUUUCGUAUAAUGCGGAUCCUGAGGAUCCUGAAGCUGGCCCGCCACUCGACCGGGCUGCAGAGCCUUGGCUUCACCUUGCGUAACUCGUACAAGGAGCUGGGCCUGCUGAUGCUCUUCCUGGCGAUGGGUGUCCUUAUAUUCUCGAGUCUUGCCUACUUCGCUGAGAAGGAGGAGCCCGGGACCAAAUUCAUAAGCAUUCCAGAAACCUUUUGGUGGGCGGGCAUCACGAUGACCACCGUCGGAUACGGCGACAUCUACCCCACGACCCCGCUCGGCAAGGUGAUCGGCAGUGUGUGUUGUAUAUGUGGUGUCCUGGUAAUCGCGUUGCCCAUUCCCAUUAUCGUUAACAAUUUCGCCGAGUUCUACAAGAACCAGAUGAGACGGGAGAAAGCCCUCAAGAGGCGAGAGGCUCUUGAAAGGGCAAAGAGGGAGGGCAGCAUCGUUUCGUUCCAUCACAUCAACCUGAGGGAUGCCUUCGCCAAAAGCAUGGAUCUCAUCGAUGUCAUCGUCGAUACUGGUCACAAUAUGUCCGGCGUGGAUGGUAACAGCACCGAGGGAGAAUCCGCGUGCGGACGCGGUCCUGCCCAGACCGGGCCAGGCUGUUAUCGUAACUAUGAGCAUUACAGUCUCUCGCGACAUCGGCGCAGCGCCUCGUCCUGCUUCCCAAAUUUGCCUAACGAUCUGCCGACCACACCGGACAGCCCGAACCGUCGUCUCCUGGACUUUGCUCAGAGCGUACCCGGAACUCAGAACGACGAUUACUUUCACGACGAUGUACCGGCCCAGCACGUGAACCAAGGCAAUACCACACCUAGCGAUGAAGAGAAAAAAGACAGCAGAAAAUUCGAGAAAAAUGAUGAAAUACCUAGCGAAUUCGAGUGUUGCUUUUGUACUACGAAGGAAUACAAAGAGUUCAGAGACGCGGAAGAUAUAAUGCCACUGGCGACCAGCGACUUUCGUAAUCCCAUCUGCCAAGAGAUGAAGUCGAUGCGAUCCGGAGGAAUCAUGUCGAUGGAGCCGAUCGCGCAUCAGCAGAUCUUCGCCGUGGAAACGAAACCGUCUCCGGCUCAACCGGUGGAUGUUCCCAGCUUUGGCAGAACGUACAACGAGCAAGGAAGCGUAGACAGCUCUGAUACGUAUGCCAGCUGUCAAACGCAUCCGUCUCAUUCGCAGGUUUCUUCUGCUGGUCAUUCGGCGGAUAACAAUAAGGGCGAUUUGACCGAAGAAGCAGACAGUAAUCUGUACGUGAAUCCACUGGAAGCUGCGGAGAAGUGUGGAAAUAGAGUGAAAAAGUCCGCUUCCGGUGAAGUUGAACGUAACGUCGGCGACGCGUCACCGAGUGUUGAAUCGUUAAAGGACGUUCGUCCUUUCAACGAGGGUAGCAGGGUUACGUUAAACGACACAGUGCCCAAGCAUAGAAAAAUUCGCAUUCAGCAGAGCGUAAGACCACGCGCGCAAUUUAUCAGCGACCAGGAAAGCAUUGUGGCUCGUAGCAUGACGAAAGAGGAAACCAUGGAGAACAAUUACUACGGAGGACUACGAGGAGGCAAGCCAUUUACCACGACCAACAGCAGCCUGGUCUCGGCUACGAGAAUUAUAAAUCAUCAUUUGUUCGGCUCUGUCACUGGACCCAGGCAUUACACAGGUCAUCGAAGGCAAAUUUCAGGAACGAACACCGACAGCAAGCUUUCCCUGUCCGCUGAUUCGAUAGACAGCGAGGGCGUGCCUUUCAUAGACAGGCACCGGGUCUCCAAGUCGAUACUCAAGAAGUCCGAGAGCAGCAAUAAUUACUACAGCAACGCCGGUGACUCGGACACCGAGAAGCUUAUCACCGAUAACGCGUCCACCAUAAGCAUGUGCGACAAUGAAACGAGCACAUGCGACGUUUUCGCUAAUGUGAAUGGAACGAAGUUGAAACAGCCUGCCUCGCCGUUGAUUUCCAGACAGAUUCUCGAGUCGGUCUUCCGCACGAACAAUAACGUCGAGAGGGAGAACGAAGUGGAUCAAAGCGAAGAAAGGAACUGUGUUUCCAAGAUGAGCAGAUCGAUAUUCGACGAGGUCCUCGAAGAAGAGAAGUGCACGCAGGACGAGGCAAUAACAGAGAACAAGAACAAAGAGGAGCGAAAGAAAUCGAGAACGAGGAUAGAGGAGCCGUCGAAGGACAAUCAGACGAUGUUGAUAUGCUCAUUACGGUCUCAUAAAACGAAGAAGUUAAACAUAGAGGAAAAACGAAAGGCCAAAACGGCCAGUCAUAGUUGCAAAGGCACCGAUACGAAUUGUCUUCCUCAAGAACAUCGUUUCUCGUCGUAGCGUAAUUCUCCUUUGUGUAGCAUCCUCCGUUCUGUGCCGCGUAUACAUAUGUAGAUACGAAACUGAAUCACUCUGCGAUCACAUCAGUGUUUCUCUUUUAGUAACGCCAUUAACUUCUGUAAUAACAUUCGCACGGUCGUGCAUUUGCGUUUCGAAUACGACGACGACGACGUCGACGUAUGAUGAUACCGACUUGGCCUGUCGUGUAAAUACGUCUAGAGAAAACGCGUAAUAAUCUUAAGAGAGUGAUAUACGUUCGAUAAUAUGAAAAAUAGAGACUAACGUAGAUAAUGUAUAACACGAAGAAAUACAUAUUUUCGAGAAAAAAGAAAAAAAAACAGAAGGAAACAGGGGGAGAGAAUACACAAAUUCGAAAAGUAUAUAUAUAUACGCGUGAAGGAAUAUAAUUGCGCCGAGGAUGGUAUUCAAAUGACAAAAAAAAAAAGGGAAAAGUGAUUAAAAUAAAAAUAAAAUAUCGAAGAGGAUAAGAUGUCAGUUUGCAUAGAAUUAAAAAGAGAAGCGAGGGAGAAGAUGUUAAUCAAAGCUUAUUAAACGAUACGAUGAAAACAAGAGAUACAAAAACAAUGAUGAUAAUUCUAAUGAUAAUAGUAAUAAUAACGGUAAUAGUACUAACAAUAGCAAAUAACAAAUCUUUAGGCCAUAUGCUUUUCCCUGUUCGCUGAAGAAAAACGAGAAUUUAACGAGACAUGUAAUCUACAUAGUCACACGACCCUGUUAUUUCCUCCUUUCGCCUAAUAUGGUUAAAUUAGGGCAGCUUUGCGUGUCGCGCGAACAGUAUAUGCAUUCGAUGACAUAUAGCAAUGAGAAAACACGCAACCGAACUACAAAUAAUGAUAGUCGGGAGAUUCGUCGUCUUUUUUUUUUCUUUUCCUUUUUUUUUUUUUUUUUAGAAACGAGUCGUUCUCGACUAAACUCCGCUAAAGUCUCUCAGUGUUGUUCGAAAUGACACGAGUGUUCGUUCAUCUGCUGAGUGUCUUAUGUACAAUUAGAUAAUAAUAUAUCGUUGUAAUAUAUAGGAGGCAUUAGACACACGAUGUGAUACAUGCCUCGAUGAAAUCAAAACACGAUAGUAGGAAAAACGUGGGAAAGUAGAUCGUCGGAAAACUCGUUAAUAACUGCCCUUUUUAAAGUUCCGAUUUUCGCGUUUCUUUUCUAUUGAAUCGAUUCUUGAAAGUUUUCUUAUCAUAUCUUUUUAACGAGAAUAUUAUUGUUAUUUGUAUUUUAAGUACUUUGUGAUAGUAGUUUACAUAAAUCAAUUCACGUGUGUGUAUGUGUAUAUUUGUAUGUAUAUUAGUUAAAAAUAUCUGCAGGGUGUUCUAUUAAUUUUAGCGUGUGGUAUUUUUAUUUUUUUUUUUUUUUUUAGAGAAUUAUUGCGGAUAUAGAUGUGAAUUUAUUUUUAAAUUUCACGACAUUAAAGACUCUUAUAGAUUGUGAUAUAUGAGACUUCUAAUCUAUUAUGUAGUGGACAGGGUACAAAUUUUGAAGUAGAACCACCAUGUUUUACUUGAAAGAACACGUUUUACUUGAAAUAUGAUGCUUAAUAAUAACAGGUGCUUUAAAAGUCACAAAGAAUAAUGCUAGUUUAAGUAAAGAAGCUAUUGUAUACUAAUUGUAGUAUUAUUUUCUUCGGCAUCCAAAGUAACAUCUCAAAUAAUUUCUAUUAACUUCUGAACUAAACUAUUUAUGGAUAUAAUAAUAAAAAGAACUCUGUUCCUUUGUAAGACAGUGCAGUAUGAAAUUUUUGAGCUUGAGUUAAUAUUAAACUCAACUUUAUGUGUAUCUUAUAAUGAAUAUCACUUCUGAUAUAAAUUGAAUUAUCGGAGAAAGCUCAACUCUUUGUAGUUUUUGAAAUAUGCAUUAUUGUUAAAAAUAUCGUUAGUAUACAAACUUGAAAAAGUGAUGAAAAUUUGCUCACUGGUGUAUUUAAAACUUCGAUGGCUCGCUGCGUAAAUACUGUACGUUCAAAAAUAAUAUUUUCUUUAUUGUAUUUAGUGUAUAUAGAGAUAUUUUUAAGAUCCACUUCUGUCAUUUUAUGUUCCUAAAAAUGAUCAACGCGCAAUUUGCGAUCAAUCUUACAAUAGUAUCGAUAAAGAUAAAUACGAUGCAAGGAGUACGUAUUUAAUGAUAAAGUAGCAUUGAAUUUUUAAAAUUGGUUUUCUCGAAUGCGCUAAAAAUGAACAAACGAUAUUUAUGCAGUAAAGCAUCAAUUUUAAUCCUGCUUUCUACCUGCUUCUCCCUUGAGUUCUCGUUUCUACUGCGUAGAGUAUACACCAAGACCUCCUGAUUCAAUGAAAUUGAAAAAGAAAAGUACUCGUCUAGAAAACGUACAGUUUCGAGUAAUAGUAUAAUUAGAAGAUAACAUGUAACCCAAAGUUACUGGAACAUCCUGCGAUACAUUUGAAAAUAAAUCCACUUGCAUCGAGGUUCAAUCGAAGUUUUCCUAUGUUCAUUCUCGUUUAAAUGACACGGAACUUCACUUCCAAAGAGUUGUAUCUACCUGACCACGUUUUCCACGUAGAACACACACACACACACAUACAUAUAUAUAAGUAUAUACUUUAUAUAACGCAAAUAUCGCAGUGGAACCAGAAGCGCUUACGUGCACGACCAUAAGUUCAGUUCGGUCGUUUUUAAGAGUUGAAGAAAAAGUGUACUUUUCGCGUAUGUUAUAGAUGUUGAAUCAAAAAUGAAAAAAGAAAUAAAAAUGAUGAAACGUGUUAACAUGCUCAUGUAGAGAAUAGCCAGAGCGCAAGUAUCAUCUGUGUUAUAUCCAGGUACCGAUGUCUAGCCGCGGUAACAAUCAAAGUUUUCCAAGAAACUUUUACACCAUCGUCAUCGAACGCGACGAAAAGAAAUUUUAAAUCGAUUGUCUUCGCCGAAAAAUGAAAAACAUCAUGUAACAUUGCAACGCGCAUUAUUUACGAGUGUAAUUACGACGCGUGCUCAAAAAGUUCGAUCGCCUCUUUUUUCCUACUAAUGGUGAUCGUUCUCUUCUUUUCUUUGUCUUUCGUUCUAAUAGGGAGAAGCGAAAUAAGUAAGAAAUCUUCCGUUCGAAUCUCGCUGUAAUUUAGUCAAAGUAACAAAGACGCGUUCUCCUCUCAAAAAAAAAAAAAAUUCGGACGCCUCUGUUUCGCUAUAAUUAGCGAUCGUUUCGGUUUUUAUUUUCUUUUUUUUUUUUUUUUUUCGUUGAUGCUUCCUUUAAUUCUAAUCGGGAGAAGCGAGACAAGUAAGAAAUCUCCCGUUCGAAUCUCGCUGUAAUUUGGUCAAAGAAAGAAAGACGUUCUCUCUUAGAUUUUUAGACGAGCCGUCAGUAAAAAUACAUAUCUCUAUAAUGGCAUUUCUAUUCAUUGUUAUCGUAGAUGUAGGGAAACAAAGUAAUUGUACAGUUGCAAAUUAACGAGGGAGAAAAGGAAAAAAGAAAAGAAUGGUUAAUAUUCCCCAUAGACGCGUCUAUUUGGGGAUCUUUGUUAUGCCGAUGGUCCGAAGUUCACGCCUCGACUAUUUUUUAAUAUAUUUGUAAUUGUUUUCGAAUACGUAUAUGAAGAUGCUUCGCAUGAAAGAAGCAUUUCAAACCAUCCGAAUAGAUCCAUCUGAUUUCACAUUUUUUCACGUGAAACUUUCGUCUUCGUUAAGAAAUAACGUAAGCUAUUCGAACCGUGAUCUUUAGCGAUAAUAACUUGUAUUACACGAUGAUCGUUGUACGUGUAAUAUAUAAUACAUUUACCGUUCCACAUUGUUACCGCAAUAUAUUUAUUUAUAAGAGAGAGAGAGAGAGAUAUGAUCAUCGUAUCCGACUUUAAGGAAUUUCUCGUUUUUUCUAAGAAUUACAAACAAACUUGUUUUAUGUACUUGUUAUUCGAAGUUGGAUCUCGAUACCUUGUAAUCGCUUGGAGUUUCUGAGUAAAUCAAUGUCUUCUGUGAAUUAACAUAGCUGGAAGUAGAAAGUUCCUAGGAAAGGUGUACAGAACGUGGAUUUAUUAUUUAUUGUUGUAAUUAUAUCUUAGAAGAAUUAGCAUCGACAUAGUACAAAAGGGAAGGCCACACCAUAGACACGCGUGGCAACGAGACAAGUUGACCAGAUUACAAAAAAGAGAAAAAAAAGAAAAAAAAAGAAAAAAUAUAUAGUAUGAAAGAGACUUGAAACGGCUGCACAGUUGCGUAGAUCUUGAGCGAUAUACGAGAGCAGUACGGCAAGAAAAAGACAUUUUUCUUUUCUCCGUUUUUCACUUUUCGUUUCACGUUUCGAAAUUUGUAAUACUUCGUAUUAAGGCUUAAUUUAAUGUAAUAAGUCUGACGACCGAGGCGUAACGCUUUCGCAAAUUGAUAUAAGAUAUUGUAAAACGUAAACAAUGCAAGAUAACUUUUUAUCCACUUUUUUAUCGAAUAAUCGAGGAAUUACAAAGGUUCGAUUAAUAUAUAUUUACAAGAGGAUAAUACCGAAAUUUCAAACAUUUCCUAAAUCGACAACAAUUUUUCGUCUACGCCUCAAGCUACAAUAUCGACAGAUUAAGAUUUAUGUCUGUCUAUUCGAUCCAUGAAACAGCUAACGAUACCAAUUGUACAGCACAUAACAGUCAAUUCUCAAUUAUACAAUGCAGUUAUAUGAAAAAUUCUUUAUCAUAAUAUCGACCUAAACAUCGACGAGCGCAAAGUUAAUCGGAUUUAGUCGAUUGGUCACGUACAUUCUUUUAUUUUCGAAUCUCUAAGGCCUAGAGUCGCGUAGCUAUAAGACGAGUAGUAUGUAACAAAAUGAAUAAAGUUGUAAUUUGCCAGUUUUUGUUCCUUA
Molecule: messenger RNA, 9118 nt
Organism: Bombus pascuorum
Lineage: Eukaryota; Metazoa; Arthropoda; Insecta; Hymenoptera; Apidae
Gene: Shab
Product: potassium voltage-gated channel protein Shab
Exons: 12
Coding region: 586-4311 (1241 amino acids)
Biological process (GO): potassium ion transmembrane transport; protein homooligomerization
Cellular component (GO): voltage-gated potassium channel complex; membrane
Molecular function (GO): protein binding; delayed rectifier potassium channel activity
Source: RefSeq, a predicted model, not a curated record